Messenger RNA from Orbilia oligospora ATCC 24927, 1284 nucleotides. RefSeq lists its product as uncharacterized. The coding region runs from base 1 to 1284 and encodes 427 amino acids. The transcript is spliced from 7 exons. Lineage: Eukaryota; Fungi; Ascomycota; Orbiliomycetes; Orbiliales; Orbiliaceae. The record is from RefSeq and is a predicted model, not a curated record. Gene Ontology annotation, cellular component: endoplasmic reticulum membrane. Gene Ontology annotation, biological process: regulation of store-operated calcium entry.
AUGCGAUCCCGAAAACGUAUCUUCCAAAAACCCGCUUCCGUCCUACUGCUCUCCGUCCUACUCUCCACAACAGCUUUUGCCGCUACCUCCGAUGUCUCCGCCUCCACCGCCACCACAACGGCCAAAACAAAAGCCAAGAGCGAUAAGAUUCUCUUAUCUCGAAUACGCAGCUUGACGUUACGACAUGGACAGAUGACAACCAGUCGGAGGGUUUCGCCGAUUCCUCAGUUGAAGUGUGUUGGUGGGGAUGCGAAGAGUUUACAUGAUGUAGAUGUUAUGAAAUGUACGAAUAUGGAUGCAGAUUAUGACGACGACGAUGUAUCAUGGAGCUGCGAAGCUACCUUACCGCAUUUCUUCAAACUUGGAGCUACAGAUGUCAUCUGUGAAGGAUAUGCAAGUUCAGACGACCCAUUUGUAUUAAAAGGUAGCUGUGGGGUGGAAUAUAUCCUUAUGUUAACGGAAGCCGGUCAUAAGCAAUAUCCUAAAGUAGUUGAGGAACAACUAAAAGAGGAAGAAAAGAAGAAAGAAGAGGAGGAAAAAGAAAAAGAGAAGGAAGAGGUGAAGCCCGGUACUAGCUGGUCUGGUAUGAUUGAGUUUAUAUUAUGGCUGGCAGCGAUAGUCGGCUUCUUCGCAUUUAUCGCCUACUCAGCAUACAAAGCACCAGAACAACGACCGCAACCACAACCUGGUGCAUGGCAAGGCGAUGGUGGAUGGGGCCCUGGUGGUGAUGGAGGCGGUGGAGGAGGUGGAGGUCCAGGGGACGGGUGGGGAGGAUAUAGAGACGAUGCCCCGCCGCCAUACACGAAACCCCGACCUCCGACAUCGAGAAGAGGCACCAGCAGUUCAUAUAAUGGAAGACAACAGCAGCAACAGCAACAACAGCAACAACAACCGAUGCAAGAGCAAUGGAGACCUGGUUUCUGGACUGGAGCGGCCACUGGGGCCGCUGCAACUUAUUUGGCGAAUAAUACUGGUGCAACAAGGGGCCAGAGCAGUAGGUCAAGGGAAAGUUACGACCGAGAAAGAGAGGCAGAAAGAGUAGCCCAGGAGAGAGAACGUGCUGCACAGGGAAGAGAGAGAGCUGCACAAGAGAGGGAACGGGCAGCACAGGAAAGAGCACAAGAGAGAGCUGCAGAGAGAGCCGCGGAGAGAGCUGCGAGAUAUGGUGCCGCGCCUGCAGGAUGGCGGACCAGUAGCUAUGGAGGAAGUUCUUACGAAGGGGAGUCGGGCAGUUCAGCAUAUGAGCAUACUAGCACUGGAUUCGGGCAGUCACGAAGACGAUAG